AUGUCUUUGAGGAAAGUUGCAGUUCUCGGUGCCGAAGGUGGGAUUGGCCAGUCUCUCUCCCUGUUGAUGAAGACCAACCCUUAUGUCGGUGAGCUGCACCUGUACGACAUCCGCGGCUCCCUUGGUGUCGCCGCGGAUCUGUCCCACAUCCCCACCCCCUGCAAGGUCUAUGGUUACGCCAAAGGGGAGAUGCACACGGCCAUGGCUCCCAUGGACAUGGUGCUGAUCCCGGCCGGGGUCCCGCGAAAACCCGGGAUGACACGGGACGACCUCUUCGGUAGUAACGCCAGCAUCGUCCAGGAGCUCGUGCAGCUCAUCUCGACCAAGUCCCCGGAGGCCAUCAUCGGGGUUGUGACAAACCCGGUCAAUAGCACCCUCCCCAUUGCCGCCGAGGUGCUCAAGCGCGCGAAGGUCUACAACCCACGCAAGCUCUUCGGGGUGACAACGCUGGAUACGGUGCGGGCACGGACCUUUAUCGGCGAGACCCUCCACCUUGACCCGAGGAUGAUCAACGUGCAGGUGAUCGGCGGGCAUAGCGGGGAGACCAUCAUCCCGGUGCUCUCCCCUUUCGACCUGACGGAGGAGCAGGUGAAGAAGAUCACCCAUCGUGUUCAGUUCGGCGGCGAUGAGGUCGUCGAGGCGAAGGCAGGGGCCGGCUCCGCGACCCUUUGUAUGGCCUUCGCCGCCGAGGAGUGGGCAAAUGCCGUCUUUCGCGCUCUCGCCGGGGAGCCAAACAUUGUCAUCAGUACUUUUAUUGAAUGCGAUACUUACCCAACGUUGCCUUUUUUCAGCACGAUGGUGGAAUUGGGCAAGGAUGGUAUCGAGAGGGUCCUUCCGCUUCCCAAACUUAACAAAAAUGAACGUGAUCUGCUCGAGAAGAGCAUCCCAACUUUGAAGAAGAACAUCGAGAGGGGUAUAAGCUUUGUAAGUAAUAAAUUGUAG
Molecule: messenger RNA, 942 nt
Organism: Phytomonas sp. Hart1
Lineage: Eukaryota; Euglenozoa; Kinetoplastea; Trypanosomatida; Trypanosomatidae
Source: the annotation of a GenBank genome assembly